Neofelis nebulosa (Clouded leopard) is the source of this 15072-nucleotide messenger RNA. It is a transcript of the gene L3MBTL1, whose product is annotated as L3MBTL histone methyl-lysine binding protein 1. The transcript is spliced from 22 exons. The record is from RefSeq and is a predicted model, not a curated record. Gene Ontology annotation, cellular component: nucleus. Gene Ontology annotation, biological process: regulation of DNA-templated transcription. The coding region runs from base 10898 to 13417 and encodes 839 amino acids. Gene Ontology annotation, molecular function: zinc ion binding; protein binding. NCBI's taxonomy places the organism in Eukaryota, Metazoa, Chordata, Mammalia, Carnivora, Felidae.
GAAGAAGUAGUUCUUAAUACUUGAGAACCCGUUUAGCCUGGUAAUCCCACUUUAUGGAGAAAUGGUCAGUGUAAUUAGUGUUUUGUUAGAAUAUGAUUCCAUGGUCUUUAGUGUUUGUUGUAUGAAAAUGGAAGUAGCCUUUCUUUGAUUGGAAAUUCAGCAUAUUCUUGUUCAAAGUAGAAAAGCAAAUACUGCGUUUUCAGCUGGAAGAUUAUUAUAUUUAACAGGCACUUAACAGGUUGCUUGGUAAAAUUGGUUGCUGAUUAGAGUGAAAUUCCACCCAGCCAUCAGUCGUUAAUGGUUGAUGGGGUUAUGUGAUAAUUGAUUAGAUCAUCCUUGUAACUUUACAGCAUAUGGUGGGCUUGAAAAGAAUUUACAUGGGUAACCUCUAAAUUUUCUGUACUUUAAUAUAUGCUGUGGAAGCCAAAUUAUACUGCAAAUUUGUAGGAGUUACUGGAUAACCAAUGGGUCCAUGCAUCUAUAAACCUAAUUAGUUGAAGUUGCAAUUUGAGAAAUGAAUUACCCUCUAUCUUUAUGUUCAGAUACUUUAAUUCCAUUUAAAAGCACUCAUUAAUCUUGGUUUGAAACCAAGAUACAGAUUGUUUGACUCCGCUUUAUUAUCUUCUAGGAUCUGUCACUGCGUAAGGUGUCAAGGACUGGAUUGUACUAUAGUGGGGCAUAGUGGCAUAGUGCUCAUCAUGCCACAGAUGUGACUAGAAAGCAUGAUAGUCUAGAGUUGGUUUGUAGGUUCCAAUAAUCCAGAAGGCAUACCUGAGAUGAGGCUGCUUGAGAAAAUGGAGUCAAAGAUUUAGGUGUCAAAAUCCCAGAGUAGCUGGGAGGAGUACUUGCUAGUGCAUAGAAAGAUUUGUUAUUCAGAAAUUUCUGAGCUUCCUGUUAGAAAAUUUUAGAGCCUACUCUUAGGAAAAUAGUGCCCCAAAAGGCUGAUGCUUCUUCCAUGACCUUAUUUCCUUUUCUUUACUCUCAUACUGUUUUAAAGUUUAGAUAUUCACAAGAAAUGGGUUUUUUCCCAGUAUAAACUUCAGAAUUUGAAAGAAGACACUAGUGUCUGUGAUUGUAGUUAUUUUCCUACUUGAAAGAACAGAAGUUACAAUUCACGAAGAGGCACAUCUCCAGCUGCCUUUCAAAAUUUGGUUAAAGAACAAGUUGGUUUAAGAAUUGGCUUUGACCAAAGUUUUCUCGUUUUCAGGGAAAGAACAAAAGCUUUUAAAACCACAGCCUUUUAAAAAGGAAGGAGGGGGGAAUAUUGCAGUGUGAAAUUUGACUUUGUAAAAGUGUAAAACAUCUUUCAACUGGGCUUUCUUGUGUUAGUCUAACCUCACAUGGUAAUGGGCAGGUUUACCUACGUUGUUAGCUUGCUUGCCCCCAAAGUGGGUAAUUAUAUGGGUAAGUGCCUACGCCCAUAAAAGUUUCCUGGUAAUAGCAAAGACCAACUUAUUGAGAAUCUAGUCCUAUUCUGUCCCUGUGGACCUCAAUGUCAUUGGAUAUACCUAAACCACUAUAACACUGGCCCACUUGAGAACAGAGUUGACUGCUGAAAUGUUUAUUAGUUCCUUGCUAACUUAUCAGUAGAAUCUGAGAGUCUGCAACAUGCCAUGUGUAAAUCCUUGGCUAGAUAGAGUAUUAAACUGAGCGCAAAAAUAGAAAUGAGCAACAUCUUGAUUCCCCUUUCUUUUUACCUGAUAGUGUUGACUGACACGCCAUAGUGCCUUUAAGGCCAAUUUGAGUCCUACCAGUUCCUGUGAUUUACGUUCCAGUCCUGUGUUGUUACUACCUUUCAUCUUGGUAUCUUCUUUUCCCCACUUUGUUAACCUACUUUAUGCUUUAUCUCCUCAAUAAAAUGCUUACUGAGGGUUGCUGGUUUUGGAUUUAUUGUGUAUUCCCACUUAGUACCAAAUAUUUGGUAAAUGAUUUUUCAACUAGAGUUGCCAGUUGGCAAGCCAUUCCUGACUUGAGUAUGAGGAAAAGGGCUUUUCAGUUCCUCAGAGACCUGUUUUAGGAUCGACAUAGUGGAUGGUUUAUCUUGAGCGAGUCGUUGUGCUUUAAUGUCAUCCAUGAAAUUGGCAAGGACAAGCCAUGAGUUGUGGAGAUUAAAGAUGAUGAUCAGGAAACCUGGCUGGCCCCAUCAGUGGAGCAUAGACUCUUGACCUUGGGGUUUAUGGCUUGAGCCCCAUGUUGGGUGUAGAGAUUAAAAUCUUUUUUUAAAAAUAGAGGUUAAUAUCAGGAACAUGUUGUCAUAUGACAUGUAAUAGCCAUAAUAAGUACUAUCUGCUGUUGUGAAGGAUUAACCAUAUGAAACUUUUUUGUAUUGUCUUGCUUUGUUUUCACAUAAAAUUUACCUGUUACCUUAAUAGUGGUUUGAGCAUUUUCUGUGACGUAUUUUUCAGGUAAACCAGGAAGCUUUAAUCACCUUUUCCAAAGUCCUUAACCUAAUUUCCUUAAUUUAGACUUGGAGCACUCUAAACUUUGGCAGUUUACAUUUAGGAAACCUCACAUUUUUAUUAUUUACCUUGUUUUCAGAAGGCAGUUUUCUGACUUUAUCCAAUUUCAGACCUAUGGCUGUUGGAUGUUUUGUUCUUAAGUUUUGACUUAAUUUUAAUUGCAAAAUUAAUAUAUACUUGGGAAUAUAAAGUAUCUUUCCUUUAGAGCUCUCAGGCUAAGGUAGCUGCCGUUAACAGUAUCUGUCACUGCCCAGAAUUAUUUGAUCAUAAAACCUAUUCUUCCCAAUAAGCUGUUAGUCCUUACCGUGAGUGGUGUUCUGCAGUUUGCUUUUACUAAGAUCUGCUAUUUUAAAUGGCUGACUAGUAUACUCCUGAGUGGAUAUAUAGUAAGCAUACUUGUUCAGUAUCCUCAUUGUUCUAUUUAAUCCCUUGGCUUGUGUAGCAGGAAUGAAAAAUACUAUUUUUAAUGUUCAAUAUCAAACGAUAAAGUUUUUUUUUACAUGGUUUGGUACCUACUAAUUACCAAUUUACACAUUAAAUUUUGAACUUUUUGAGGCAAUGACCACAUCUUGAAUAAGAUGGAUCUAUGUAUGUUUAACACCAGGUUUCCAUUUGCCAAAAGGAUGAGUUGAUGCAAUUGUGUAAUUGAUCUAGGUCCUCAAUAGCUUGUUUAGAUUUGCUUGGCUAGGUUACAGCAACCCUACAGAUGGGCCCUCAGUAUAGUACUUAAGUGAUUAGCCUUUUAUACUUGAAUAGAAAGGAGUCAAAAAUUGAGAGAUCUAAAAAGGUUAAGGUGGCAAAUUUCACCUUUGACCCCAUGGAAGAAGCCAGGAACACUAGUUUCUUGUGUAUCCUGGAGAUGUAAAUCUAAAAGAACUGGUAUUUCCCGGGUAGUCUCAUCAGAGCUCAUUGGAAUUUUGCAAAAGCAGGUGAUACUGAGUAUUACAGCUCAGACACUAGGAAGCUUAGUAAUUAAGUUUUUAUUUACUGUUGAUACUCGUUUAUACCCAUUUUCAAUAUCAUUUCUGAGGAAAUCAUGGAAUUAACAUGAAGAUUUAUUAGCAGAGGCAAGCUUUAAAUCCUGGUUCAGUUCCUAACAGCCCUAAAGGGUUAAAGAAAAACAAAAAACAAUGUCAGAUAAUUCCUCCUAGUGAAAAGCGCUCAGAUUAAGGAAGACUCAGAGAGUAGAGAAUGAAUAGACUUUUUAAGUAAUAAUUUUGAUAAACAGAAAAAUCUUGUACAAAAAACUGUAUACCUUUUUCCCAUCACUAAUUAUACUUUGUUUCAUUUACAAAAAUUUUUUUCCUGAAUCAUGAAAAUAGAGACAUAUUGCUGUUUUUUCCUUAAAAACUAAUUCCUAGGAAUGGGACAUUCUCUGUUAAACUAUAGUGCCUACCAAAAAUAACAUCAAUGAAGUACUGUUGUCUAAUCCAUGCUCCAUAGAUCUGUCUCAUUAGUUGACCACUAAUAAUUCUUUGUCUUUUUUUUCUAUUGGUUCAGGAUCAUUUGCCACGUUUUGUUGUCAUGGCUUUUCGGUCUCCUUUAAUCUGGACCAUGUCCUCAGCCUUUUUCUUGGCCUUGUCAUUUUUGAAAAGUAGAGGACAGUUAUUUGUAGAAUUGCCCUCAAUUUGGGUUUGUCUGCUGUCUCCUCAUUGCAUUUUUAGCAGGAAUAUCACAAGAAUGAGAUUAUCUUCAGCUCAUCAUGUCCAGUCAUCUUGUAAUAACCUGUAAGGCAGUACUUCCUGUGAAUAGACUGUCUUAUAAAUAAAGUUAACAAAAGGGGUUUUUGUUUUUAGGAAGAGAAGGAGCUAAUAUUCAAGUUUAAGAGCUGCUGAAGGGGAGAGCUUGGAUAGCAUCAGAGAGUACACCAUUACCACUGAAAGCUGGAGUGUGGUUCUCCUAGCCCAGGGCCAAAAAGGGAGCAGGAGGCUACUUUAAAUAGAGGAGAGAUUAAUAGAUUCCAUAGAAAAUAAGCUAUGUUCUCUUGUGUAAAACCAUGCCCUCUAGUAUUGUUGUGGGGGUAAAUGCUGUUAUCAAAGCAUUGGCACAGUCACUCCAUGGACUAAAAUAUUGUGUAGUCAAACCCUAAUACUUUCUUUCCUAGCCAAUUGAGGAAAAGGUAGGCAAAGCACAGUUGCUGAUUAUGGUGCCCAAGUAUCUGAUUAAGUGACCACUGCUACCUUUUAGCUAUUCAUGAACAGCCUUGAGUAUACUAUUUAAAUAUCUUGCUGUUACUUUGAUUUUAUGAGCUUGCAAGCACCAGUUAGAGAAUAGUAUGGUGAACCAACUCCUGAAUACUUAAUUCAGCUUUAACAAUGUAUGUUUGUCCAUUUCCUCCAGAUAAUUUUGAAGGAAAUCCUAGAUACUCCAGCUGAAGACCGUUCACUAUAUACGACUAAAAGACCUAAGUCUCUUUGUUCUCUUGUCCCUUGCAGUAUAUUUUUUGAAGGCCACUAUUGAGUAGUUUUUCAGUCUUGAUUUUGCUGAUUGCAUGCUAAUGAUAUUUAGCAUGUUCUAGACUAGAUCUAAGAACAAUAUGAUGGGUCUCAAAGUGUGCCUGGCCCAGUAACAUCAGCAUCAUAUGGGAAUUUGUUAAAAACAGAGUUUCUCAAGCCCCACCCUAGAAUCAGAAACUAAGUGGAGUCCAGCCAUAGGUGUUACAAUAAGCCUUCCAAGUGAUUCUGGUGCUUAUUCAAACUUGAGACCCAUUAUUCUAGAGGUUUUAUCAGAUUCUGUUUUGUUUUCCUUCCCAAAACUACUUGGGUAUCUUUUUGUCAUUGGCAGCCAUUGAUGAUCUUUUCCUGAAUCUAUUAUUAAACCCACAAACCAUGAUUUUACAUGCCUUUUUUUUUUUUUUUUUUUUUUUUAAUCCAUUGGAGUUCUCCUUAUUGAUGUUGCCUUGUUCUGUCUUUGGUUCAUGUAAGUCAACUCAGGUUGCCUCAUGAGUUCAUUUGAAGCAACCCUAAUAAUCUUUAUCAGUUUCUUUUCUUUCUAAUAUGAUAAGAUUUCCAGGCUCCUCUCUCUAAUCUCAGAUCUGGAGGCAGCCAUUUCUCCAGUGAGCUCUGGUUAUCUUUAUUUGGAAAUGGUAUUUUGUGAGUAUAGUCUGGACUUUUGGGUGUUCAUUGUUACUAGUUGGAUCUUUCUCAGGCCCCACAGAUCAUAGUACUGUCUGCUCUUGGGAAGGUCUUCUGCAGGCUAAACAUCCACUCAGCCCUUUUCAGUUCAUCAGUUUUGAAUUUGGUUUGUCACUAUCCUUACAGAAUGGGUCCCACUAGUAGCAACAGCACUCUAGGUUUGCUUUAACCUCCUCAGAGCAAAGCAAGUAGUAUGUGGACUCCCUGCCUUAAUAGAUGUUCAGCUGAAUUCUGGGCCAGUUCUGGCAAAGGAGUGAGGAAACUUUAGUAUUCCUGCAGAAUCUCUUCACCUUCAGAGAAGGGUUUAAAGUAAUAAUGUGUCCUCUUGUUCUGGGUGAUAGGAGUAGAGGGAGAAGGAAAUUCAGAGCCUAAAUUUCAGUGUGAUUGUAGCAUACACAGCAGCAUUAUAAUUGGGAUGCACAAAUAAGAUCUUAAAUUACAGCUUGUAUCCACCUUUGCUAUAGAUGACAUUCCGUUGCGGACCCAGCAGGAACCCAAGCCUGGAUAGCUGUGGCUGUGAUUAUAGUAAGAUGAUCAGUAUGAUACCCGAGUCAUAAUAGUCUAAACUCACAUUCAGUAAAUACUUCUUAAAGGCCUUGCCAGAUUCUUUUAUAGGUGUGUGUGUGUGUGUGUGUGUGUGUGUGUAUGUAUAUAUCCCCAUCCUCCCUUAAUGAGCAGAGUACCUGCUGUCCUUUGAUUUUGACCAGUGGAAUUUUGGUAGGCAUGACAUGUUUAGUAGACUAGAUACUGCCCUCCCCUUCCCCAAAGAUGCCUGUCUUCUAACCCUGUAACUUGUGAAUAUGUUACCUAACAUGGUAAAAGGAACUUUGUAGGUGUGACUAAAUUAAGGUCUGGAAAUGGGAAGCUUAUCCUGGAUUAUCCCAAGCGGGCUCAGUGUAAUCACAAUAGGCUGGAAGGUAAAAGGACCAGAAAAAGCUGAUGCGAAAACAAGCAAAAUCAGACACCAGAAGAUGCUACGCUGUUGCUUUGAAAACAGAAGGAACCUCAAGACAAGAAAACAGUUCUCUAAAGCCUCUGGAGGGAGUACAGCCCUGCCCACAGCUUAACCUUGUGAAGGUCCUCUCCAGGCUAAACAUCCCCUCAAUCCAUUUGGACUAAUGAAACCCAUUUUGGACUUCAGAGCUCCACAACUGCAAGGUAAUAAAUUUUUGUUUUAAUAAGUCACCAAAUUUAUGGUAAUUAGUUACUGUAGCUACAGGAAACAUACAACAUGACUAAAGGCUUAAAUGCUUACACAAAUGGACUUGGUCUUUUGCAUCUCUACCAUCACUAUGAGAAUAAUAUCCCUCUGUCAGCCUGCUGGUCCUAGGAUAUGAGACAGGUGUCAGGGGGUAAGGGAAGGUACCUGUUAGCCUCAAGCCUACAGCUUGAGACCGCCCAGCCUAAAUCCACCAACCUGUGUACGAAGAAGAAAAACUUAAGGGGUUAGUAAUUUCAUUUUGCCUGAACAAAUAGACACUUUCCAUUUGGCCCUCCCACACCACCACGCCUCCAUUCUCUGUUCUGAGCCCCAGGAAGUUAAUCUCUAUUGGCUCCGUCCACAUACUCUUUUGCCCUCUGAUUUCUGAUUAGGUUCAGCCAUUAGGGAAAAGCAGUAGGAAAGGAGAGAGAGCGAAAAGAUUGAGAUUGAAACAUCUAUUUCCACAGCCUCCUCUCUGUAGGGUUCAGGCUGGUGGUAGUCCUCAUCUGAAGGGCAUAGUGUGCUACAUAUGGCCCUCUUGUUCUGAGUCCUGGUAACCACAGUCUCCCCUUUCUUUCCUAGCCCCAAUGGUUUUACUCUAACAAUUGUGAUUUUCCAACAACCUGCCCAUCCCUUUAAAAAUAGAUCCUUUGUUAAAUUGUCUUCAGAUUUACUCAGUUGGAGUGUGUGCCAUGUUACUUAACAGAUAACAAAUAUUUCGUAUUUCAAUAAAGCAUAAAACCUUACACUAACUUGAUGUUGCUAAAUAAAGCAAAGUUGAAAGGUUGACUUUUUUCAUUUCCUGUCCAAAGCCAGGGAGAGGUUCUUGAGUUAAGUACACCAAGGAACUUUAUUUUUGCCUCUCAGUAGGUAAGCUUUUCUAAGGGAGAUGCCCACCUACUCUGCCACCCCCAUACCUGGCCAACACUGUCCAAGUAGCUGGUUUGUACCAGAAAGCCAAUGUGUUCCUUGAGUGGAAGAAGGGAGAUUGGAAGGUAAGUUCCAACCUCAUCCAAACAGCUGAUUGUGGGAUAUGACGUGCUAUGGACUGAAUGUUUAUAUCUCUCCCAAAUUCAUGUAGAAACAUCCCCAAUGUGAUGAUAUUUGGAGGUAUGGAUUCUGGGAGGUAAUUAGGUCAUGAAGGUGGCGCCCUCAUGAUUAGAAUUAGCACCCAUAUAAAAGAUCCCUUGCUCCUCCUGCCGUGUGAGGACAGAGCAGGGAGAUGACUGUUGGUGAAGCCAGGAAGCAGGCCUUCACUAGACAUGAAAUCUGCCAAUGCCUUGAUCUUGGAUUUUCUAGCCUCCAGAACUGUGAGAAAUAAGCUUUUUUUGUAAGUCACCUAGUAUAGUCUGUGGUGUUCUGUCAUAGCCUAAAUGGAGGUAUCUGAUAAAUGACAUCAGAAGAUGUCCUGGAGCAGAUAGAGUCAGAGUAAAGCAAAAUAAUGGCGUGUAUAGACUUCGGUUCUUGGUCCACCUUCCUAAGUGGUGUUUGUCCCCUUGACAAGGUAAAUUCCUUGGGGAGAAAAAUCCUUGGUACUGGGAAAUAAAACCCCUUGAGACCCAGUGAGACCCAAUUUGGGCUUUGAUCAUUUGUGUUGUUUUAAACCACCAAUUUGUUCCUUGAUAGAAAAUGAAUAUGGCUUGGUUAGCUGAUUCUUUUUUUGUUGGGUUCCUCAGGGUCAUCAUAAGACAAAUUGUUGAGAACAAGGUUCAGAUAUUUACAGCGUGAGGGUAAAGGAAAUGAAAUAGCUGAAGCUCUGGGCUUCACUGAAACAAGUUUUUUCCUAGCGGUUACAAAUAGAAGCUUCAGUUCCCAAACCCAAAUAUAAAUUUUGUCAACGUCUGAAGUUUUGGGUAAUAAAAACCCAUGCUCUGGUGGAAGCAGGACCUGAAGCUAAUCAUAUUUGGAAACUUGUGUCUCCCCUGCCUUUCCCACUAUGGAGCCCACAAUUACAUUGUCUGGAGAUGUGGUCUUUUCAUGCGUUUUUCAGUACCUCCUCCCGGUAUCACCUGGACCUAAGAUCCCAUCUCCUGCCACGAAGUGUGUGAUGAAACCCCAGUCCUUAGCAGCUGGUCCCUGUCUAUCCAAUAACAGCCUCCAGGACAAGAAGGACACCAGGCCACCCCUUCCUUAUUGCUCUGUUUCCCUCUUGUUUUUGACUCCUGUUCGUUCCCCUUAUUGCAAAUUCAACCAUGAAUUCACUCUUCUUCCUCCUUUGCUGGUUUCCUUUUUUUCUUGUAAUAUUUUACCUAGGAUUUUGGCAUGUUUAUGCUAGAAAGGGCUUCCUGUUAGUAAAAUCUUCUGUCAGAACCAGAGAUGUUUGCACACUUACAUAAAGGGCAUGUUUUAAUGAUUUUCCUAAAACACAGUGACUGCACCAAGAGGGAACUAAAUUUUGUAGGAACAGAAAGUUGUUGGCUGCUCACAACAGUUUUCUCCAUGCUUCUACUAUCAACAUUUCAAUCAAAUUUGGGUCCACUGGGGUGGAAGGUUAACUUGGAGAAGACCUUGGGGCUAUUAACAUAUAGAAGGGGGGCGUCACUUGAGGGAAAGAUUGGACUAGCUCACUUGCUUUUGAGGGCAUUCUGGCGUAGCACAACAAACGCUGGCUCUGUGAGAGAACCUUCCCCAAAUCACAUCAACUUGGGAGGAGAUCUGCAUCCCCGAAGGUGUUCAAGCAAGCAAGACCACCAAAAGUAUCUGGACCAACCAAAUACUGGUAAUGGGCAGAAUAAUGUCUUAGCAACUCCUGUUCGUUCCUGCAUCCUGCUGGCUCAGAUUCCACUUGUCUGUCUGAAUCACUGUCUGAAAGAUGCAUUUGUAAUUGAGAAGCCAUGUGUUUGUGUAGUUCCACCACUUUCUUGUAAUCUGAAUACCUAAAAUAAACCUUUUGGAAAAUCUAGAACAAGCAGUCUGGGUAGAGAUGAGAGAAAAAAAGAGCGGAUGGUUGUGUGUGUAUUGGUGUGUAUAAAGAGACUUACAUUGUUAUGGCAACCAGCAUCCUCAACUGAUGCAGUUCUGUUCCCAAUAAUAUGAGAUGUGAUUAAAAAUUGACAUUGCAGCAAGGAAGAACACAUGUAAUGCGUUGGCGUGGCAACCAGAAUAAAGUCUGGUUUAUUUAAACCAGGUUUAAAUCUGAUGAUCACAAUUUGGGGAAUUUGCCUACAAUUAAUUAGGAAUCUUUUUCUCAUUGGGACCAAGUCAGGAGGCUGGAGGUCUGACUGUGGUCAUGAUCUUAGUAGGCCAAAUGGACAGCAGUGUCCUUUUUCUGUAAAAUGAGGGAUUCGGUUAAAUCCUUUGGUAUAGGAGAGGAGCCCCCGGCUCUAGGCUGGACCAAGAGUUGCCCUGUUUUCAUCUGCAUGCAGUAUGUUAUUAACAUCCACUUUCCAGUUAGAUCCAGGGAACUGAAGCACAGGGAAGCAGUGACUUGCUCAAGGUAACACCAAAACAGGAACUAUAUGCCAUGAAGUAGGUUAGUCUUUACAAAUGGAGAAAUUAGUGCCAGGAUUAAAUGAUGUCCUCCAGGUCACACUAGCAGCCGUGGCAACAGGGUUAUCCAAAUGCAGGUUUGGUCAGUGCCGCCCUUUACGCCAGGCAGGGUCAGAAUUGGAACCCACGCCCCCCUAGGCCUCUUCCUCUGGUCGCACGCCCUUUCACCCAUUGUGAGGCCGUUGUCUGACCCUCCUUGGCUCCCCUUCUCCAGGUUGGGGGGUGGGGCGGUGCGGUAGGAGGGCGUUGGACACCGCAGCGCCCUAGCCGGGAUGCGUGCGGGAGUGCAACCCCGUCUUUUGUCACUGGCCACUCCGCUAGGGCCCAGCAGGUCGCUCUCCGGCUCGGCGGGUCCCGCGCCCCCUGCACACCGUUGGCCGAGAUGCGGAGGGUUGGGGGGGGCAGGAUGAAUCUCCACCAAGAAGGCGUGGGGAGAGGCCACUAGGGCCACGCGGCCGGGCCCGCGCCCCCUGCUCCCACUCGGCGCUCGCCCCGCGUCCUGCAGGGAGGCGGGCCCGCCCCUUCUGCGCGCAGGCGCGCGCCGCGUGGGGCUCGGACGGCGGCUCGGCACCGGGCGGCCACGGGCGGGCCUCGCAGCUUGUAGGCCUACCAGGAUGGAGGGGAAUGCCGAAAUGGAGAUGCUGAGGACACUGAAGGGGCCCUCCACAGGAGAGGUCAACGUGCACCUGGUGGCCAGAGACAGCUCAGGUUCUGGCUCUCACCUGCCCACUACUGCCUUCAUCAUCCCAGCCAGCUCGGCCACCCUUGGCCUGCCCAGCAGUGCCCUAGACGUGUCCUGUUUUCCGCGGGAACCGAUCCAUGUGGGCGCUCCGGAGCGAGUGGCGGGCAGUGUACCUGUCACGGCCACCGUUCUGCCGCAGUUAAGCGCCGGGCCUGUGGCCAGCUCCAGCGCCACCACAGUGCGGCUCCUGGAGUGGACGGAGGCUGCGGCCCCGCCUCCUGGGAGCGGCCUGCGGUUCCGGAUAAGCGAGUACGCACCGCUGAACAUGGUAGGAGCAGAGCAGCCCCCGAGCCCAGAGCUGCGGCCAGAAGGUGUGGCCGAGUAUGAAGAUGGCGAGGCCCCGGCGGGAGGUGGCGAUGCGGGCACCCAACAGCCCGCGGACCUCCCCCAGGACCCUCCAGAAGAUCCCCCGCAGGACCCCCCAGAAGAUGAUGGGAAUUGUCAGUGCCAGGAGUGUGGACCUCAGCAAAGCGCAGGUCCGGAUCCUGGUUCUUCCAAUGAUGACUGCCCACCGCUGUUCCAAGAGCGGUCAGUCAUAGUGGAGAACUCCGGCCAGAGCUCCAGCACCAGCGCUUCUGAACUCCUCAAACCCAUGAAGAAGAGGAAGCGCAGGGAAUACCACAGCCCAUCAGAGGAGGAGUCGGAGCCAGAGGCCUUGGAGAAGCAAGAAGAAGGAAAGGAUCCAGAGGGACAGCCCGCUGCUAGCACCCCGGAAAGUGAGGAGUGGAACAGCAGCCAGCCUGCAUCAGGGGAGAAGAAGGAAGGCUGGUCGUGGGAGCCCUACCUGGAGGAGCAGAAGGCUGUCACCGCCCCUGUCAGCCUCUUCCAGGACUACCAGGCGGUCACUCAUAAUAAGAAUGGCUUCAGACUGGGCAUGAAGUUGGAAGGCAUCGACCCUCAACACCCGUCCAUGUACUUCAUCCUCACAGUGGCUGAGGUGUGUGGCUACCGCCUACGUCUACACUUCGAUGGGUAUUCCGAGUGCCAUGACUUCUGGAUCAAUGCCAACUCCCCUGACAUUCAUCCCGCUGGCUGGUUUGAGAAGACUGGGCACAAACUGCAGCCCCCCAAAGGUUACAAGGAGGAGGAGUUCAGCUGGAGCCAGUACCUGCGCAGCACAAGAGCUCAGGCCGCCCCCAAGCACCUGUUUGUGAACCAGAGCCACGUGAGUGGCCCCGAGCAAAGUCCCCCACCCCUGGGCUUCCAGGUGGGCAUGAAGCUAGAAGCUGUUGACCGCAUGAAUCCGUCCCUUGUCUGUGUGGCCAGUGUGACCGACGUGGUGGACAGCCGCUUCCUGGUGCACUUUGACAACUGGGAUGAUACUUACGACUACUGGUGUGAUCCCAGCAGCCCCUACAUCCACCCGGUGGGCUGGUGCCAGAAGCAAGGAAAGCCCCUCACCCCUCCACAAGACUACCCAGACCCUGACAGCUUCUGUUGGGAGAAAUAUCUGGAAGAAACCGGGGCCUCUGCUGUGCCUACCUGGGCCUUCAAGGUGCGACCCCCACACAGCUUCCUGGUCAACAUGAAGCUGGAGGCCGUGGACCGCAGGAACCCAGCCCUGAUUCGUGUGGCCAGCGUGGAGGAUGUGGAGGACCAUCGGAUAAAGCUCCACUUUGAUGGCUGGAGUCACGCCUAUGACUUCUGGAUUGACGCUGACCAUCCCGACAUCCACCCUGCAGGCUGGUGCUCCAAGACAGGGCAUCCUCUGCAGCCUCCUCUCCGACCCAGAGAGCCCAGCUCUGCCUCCCCUGGGGGCUGUCCCCCUCUCAGCUAUCGGAGCCUGCCACACACCAGGACCUCCAAGUACAACUUUCACCACCGGAAGUGCCCCACUCCUGGUUGUGAUGGUUCUGGUCACGUCACAGGCAAGUUCACAGCUCACCAUUGCCUCUCAGGCUGCCCACUGGCUGAGAGGAACCAGAAUCGGCUGAAGGCGGAGCUGUCCGACACAGAGGCCUCGGCCCGUAAGAGGAACCUCUCAGGCUUCUCCCUAAGGAAGAAGCCUCGCCAUCAUGGCCGGAUUGGACGCCCUCCAAAGUAUCGGAAGAUCCCGCAAGAAGAUUUCCCAACACUGGCUCCCGACGCCAUGCACCAGUCCCUCUUCACGUCAGCCCUGUCGGCCCGCCCUGACCGCUCGCUGUCGGUGUGCUGGGAGCAGCACUGCAAGCUCCUGCCGGGAGUGGCAGGCAUCUCAGCCUCAGCAGUUGCCAAGUGGACCAUUGACGAGGUCUUCAGCUUCGUUCAGACCCUGACUGGCUGUGAGGACCAGGCACGACUCUUCAAAGAUGAGGCGGACAUUGUGAAGAUCAUGAGCGUCAAGCUGGGCCCAGCCUUGAAGAUCUAUAACGCCAUUCUCAUGUUCAAAAACGCCGAUGACACCUUAAAGUGAGUGGCUCAGGGCUGGGCUCUCCUCCAGCCUGAGCUGGGCCUCCCUCUGCAGCUGAUGCUUCCUUCCUGACUUGAGUUCCUCAUAUCCACCCCACCCCCUACUCCCAACACCCUCUACAUCUUACCAGGGGUCCUCCUUCUCUCCGGGGCUGCUUCCUACAAGGUACGUGGGAGCAGAGGAGCCCUGGGGAAUUUGGAGUCCUGGCUCCCGCGUCCUGGGGCUCAUCUGCCACCAGGCACACCAGUGAAAGUGUGACCGGGCUGGAGGAGCAUUACCAAUGGAACGAACUGGAGGUGCCCUGCCUAUGGCAGCCCCACACCUCCAGCUGACUUGUUUUAUCACCAAAGGGUCUUUUUCUUAGCCGUUAAGGACAAUCUGGUAGAAUGGGAGGCUUCCCGUCAGAGGCUCAUUUCUCUUUGGCAUCUCUCCAUGCUUUUCUUUCCUUGGCUCCUACCCAGAAGUGACCCUGCCACACACAUCUUUACUCACUCUGCUGUCUGGUUUUCCGGGGCAGGGCCCAUGCCAUCACCCACUCAGACCACUGGCUCUUCCCUCUUGGAUGGGUGAGCCUCAUAAGCAUGUUUUCAUAGGCCCACUGGGAGUUUCUGGCUGCCUUUCUCCCUUUUACCCACAAGUGGGGGAUUCCAAGCCAAGAUGCCUUUGUAAGCAUGCCCAGUUCUGGAUCGGCUAGCAUUUUAGUGGCCCACGCCAAGUCCUGUUUCUAGCAGAAUAGGUGAUUAGAGCCUGUUUUACCUCUGCAGAAAAGGUCAAGGCUCCACGGAUGUUCCCCAUAUACCCUUCCUCUAUCAGGUGUGGGGAAGAGGCAGCUCAAGGGUAUGUCAGACAAUCUCGGGUCUUUGGUCAGAGGGAAAGCUCCAGCAGGCAUGAUGGUCCCCAAAGCUGGGCAUAGCGUCCUUCCCUGCAGCCAUGCAUUUCAGCCAAGACAUUGCCCAUGGGGUGAGGGCCCCACACCUGCCAGGCCUCCGGCUGUGGGAAUAUGCCACUAUGUCUAGCACACAUACCUCAUGACAUCACAUUCGACCUGUCCCUUAAAUGUCUUGCUUUUGCGGAGUCUUACAAAGCCCACUUGCACCUUGAGAAGGCGAAUUCCUCUAGCUUUGAAUUCUCUGUGGCCCCUACCUUUCGUACCACCCUCCGUCUGUCCUGCACUGCCAGCCAGGAGCCUGCUGGGGCUCUGGGACUUAGACCUUUCUGUCCAAGUCGGGGCCUAGCCUCCACCGAGCCACUGCCAGACCAGCCGGGGUGGGGCAGAGGCAGAGAGCCCGGCGGGAGCUGGCCCUACACAGAGGUGAGGAGCAACCACCACACUUCUGUGGCCCCAGGUGCUGAGAUGGGCCCGUGGGGUGCAGAGCCAGGCCGCUUCCCUCAGUCACAUGGUGUGUGUGCACCUAGGGCACCCUUGGGAGUGUUUGACAGGUGCAGCUAUGAGGCUCGAUGCUGGGAAAAUGUCAAGGGCUAUUAUUGUUAAAAUAUGAAGCUUUAUCUUCCCCACAGAAGUGGGACACUCAAAGCUCUGUUGAUUUCCUGCCACAGUCCAGUAGGAGACCCUCUCUUUCGUGGGGUCACACAGCUUUGCCAGCACAGCCAUUCAGCCACCCAGCUGAACUCCCACCUGACUUCAGACGUUCCUUCCC